Suillus plorans is the source of this 939-nucleotide messenger RNA. RefSeq lists its product as uncharacterized. The coding region runs from base 1 to 939 and encodes 312 amino acids. The record is from RefSeq and is a predicted model, not a curated record. The transcript has 4 exons. Lineage: Eukaryota; Fungi; Basidiomycota; Agaricomycetes; Boletales; Suillaceae.
AUGCGGGAUAUGACACUCACAAAGGUUCUGAUUCCAUUGCAGACAACAACUCCAAGAGCAGCUCGAUUGAAACGCAAAUCCCAUGAGCCCCCUACUGAGAACUUCACUAAUGUCCAGCGCCAAAAUAAUAAAGCCAAUGUUCGGGAGCUGUUUCACAUGGUAUUCAAUUUUGCAAAAGAUGAUGAGUAUAUGCUUCAUGUCACUGCAUCGUGUGAAGCCAUAUCGUCUUUUACACGCAGACUAGGCAUGGGCCCUGACCCUCUCAAAUUGCACUGGGAUAUGAUGACCACACACAAAUCUCAAUGGAACCAAAAAGUAAUCAAUAUUCUCUACGAUAUCACAAAGAAGUUUCAUCAAUGUUGCAAUUCCUGGAGAAAAGCCCAGCCGCAUAUGCUCAGCAAUGGCGCUCAUGAAACUAUGCAAGAAGUAGGAGAUCGACUCGUGGAUCAGACCAACGAGCGAUUGCGGGUCACUAGGGUUCUCACUCACAGGGCAACAAAGUUCGAAACUCAUAAGAAAGUCACGUCGGUUCUCCUAAGUGACAGGAUAGCCACUAGAAAGGACAACCAGGCGGUAUGGGCAUAUCUACAAUCUCUUGUGGAGAUGCUUGGCAAAGAUGGCAUGAGCUCUGAUGAGAGUGAGCAUGAAGAUGGUGAAGUCCAGGUAUUUCGGCUGAAGAAGAUGUUGUGGAGGGCAGACAUCAACCACGAGAUGCAUAUCAUUGAUCAACAAUGGUUGGCGGGUGCCGCGAACUUCACUCCCCGCAGAAGCAAACCUGCAAAGCGUUUUUGCAAUGCGAUCCAGGAGUCUUCUCGCCCAGCAGUUGAAGGCUUACCAAGGGUGUUAUACAAUUCAUCAUGGCUGAAUGACCAACUUCCUUCGUUCACAGUAUCUGACAAGAAACUCCAGAGGAUGGAAAUUAUUGUUUCCCCCCAGUGA